GAGUUGAAUAAGCGCCCUUAAUAUGCGGACUUUGCCGCUGUAACCUCCGCGUUGGCAGACUCAGCGUGUCACCAUGAACACUCCUCAAAGUCAGCUGAUUGGCUGGGGUUCCUUGAUCGCGGCUGCGGGCGUGAGCUAUUACUAUGCUCGCCAGAACAUAAACGAACGUCGCAAAGCACAGGAGUUCGCCGGAGCCAGGCCGUCGGAGAAGCUGGACUGGCGUGCGCGGAUCGCUCAGCAAGAGCAGAAAGCAGCUGCAGGCGAAGGUUCGAGUUCUACGCCAGCCGCAGGACAGGUAGACCCCUCGAAAAGCGGUGGACCGUCUGCCCCGAAGUAGCGCUGCCGUCCACAUCACUGACUGCUAACUCGGAUGAGUGUGGAAUUAGACGGAGGGCGAGCUAUGACAACGGGUGCUGCUGUCUAAACUUUCUCACUAUAUGCGCUGGAAACGAAGGCUCGGGCAUGUU
This is a messenger RNA of Rhodofomes roseus, 467 nucleotides long. RefSeq lists its product as uncharacterized. The record is from RefSeq and is a predicted model, not a curated record. Bases 74 to 337 code for a protein of 87 amino acids. The transcript is spliced from 3 exons. NCBI's taxonomy places the organism in Eukaryota, Fungi, Basidiomycota, Agaricomycetes, Polyporales, Fomitopsidaceae.